Aspergillus udagawae is the source of this 987-nucleotide messenger RNA. RefSeq lists its product as uncharacterized. The record is from RefSeq and is a predicted model, not a curated record. NCBI's taxonomy places the organism in Eukaryota, Fungi, Ascomycota, Eurotiomycetes, Eurotiales, Aspergillaceae. The coding region runs from base 1 to 987 and encodes 328 amino acids. The transcript is spliced from 4 exons.
AUGGGGUCCCAUUAUAUCUGGGUGCCAUGCCCCAACCAGCAGCCUGAGGAGCAAGCCCGGACCGCACCCACUGCCCAUAUCCAGGCCACUGUUGAUGCCGCUAAGGCAGACCAGGCCAUCCAGGCCAGCCAGUUGACUGACGCGAACCCCUGGCUGCGGAUGACUCGGUGGGCCGACUAUCUGCAGGGCAUCCAGGCCCAUGACCUGCUAGCCUGCGUGGCAGCCCCGGAGGAAGAUGCUAUGGAUGCCACUGAGCAGUGGGUGCAGGUCAUCUGGGCCACCAUGGAGCAGACAGUCCAGCAUUGCAGCCAGGCCAUCCGGGUAGAAGCUGUCCGGUCCGAAAAGGGGCAGACCCCAUACCGGCCAUUAUUAGCAUACAUGGAUGAGGCUGCGAUCCAGAAGCAUGUCCGUCCAUGGCAGCAGAUAUUAGCAUUUAUUGCCCGCACGCAGGCCCCGCACGACUGGACCAGCCCGAAAUACGGGAUGACCGCCCGGCAGCGCAAGAAAUGGCGGCAGCUGUGGCAGCUGGCGGGCCCAGGCCCCCGGGGCAGCCCCGAUCCCAUGGAUCCCGAGACCGACGACCCGCAGCGGCAGGCAUGGGCCAUGACUGCCAUUGAAACAGCAUGCUUAGAAUUUUGCAUUGAGCUGCUGAACCAGCGCCAUCGCAGCCACGAAUAUGAGAGUGCAUUGGUAUGCGCCAUGGCCGUGUUGGGGCAGGGGGAAACCGGCUGGCGGGACCCCGAGAGCUACCCCCCAAUAUUAUCCCGCGUGAUCAAGGUGGCCCGAUUCAUGGUGGUGCAGAAGGCAUUAUGGAUGGACCCCAAUCCAUGGCAGAUCAUUCAGACCUGGGCGCGGAAGGACCAGAGCGCUGAAUGGGUGCUGGCCAGCGCGGAUGAUCAACUCGGGGAGAUUGAUGAGGGAUAUGGCAGUGAUGACCCCCCAUCCACCCCAGGGGCCCCGUCAUCGCCCCUAUCCCACAGGGGUUGA